Molecule: messenger RNA, 2950 nt
Organism: Hyalella azteca
Lineage: Eukaryota; Metazoa; Arthropoda; Malacostraca; Amphipoda; Hyalellidae
Exons: 4
Coding region: 107-1873 (588 amino acids)
Source: RefSeq, a predicted model, not a curated record
GGUAAACUCAAUUUUUUGUUUUAACUUAGUAAAGCUGCACAUUAUACUCAAAAGAUUUUUAAAUACAGAAAAAAUUUAUAGUUUUUAAUAUUGUCCAACCGCAAAUAUGCCUGGAGUGAUCAGACGUCCAUCAGCUAAAGUUCUUCAUUCUCGACCUCAGGCUCCAAAUGUCAGUCCUCGUUUUGGUAACUCUUCUCCAAUUACAAGACAGGCAUUUGCCCACCAAAAUUCCAGUCUAAGGAAGAAAAAUUGUCAUGCCAAACACAAGAAAGAUUUAGCGUGUGGGAAACAAGUGAAGACCCAUCUUCGGUGCCAGCAUUUAAUUCAGAGACCAGCGUGGGGAUCCACGUUGUACGGUAACACUGAUGAAUCGGAUAUAUUGGCUAAGAGAAAAGCGCUGCAGCAACAAAUCAUUGACCGCAAAAUUGACAGAAUGUGUGCUACCAAAAAUAUAAAGGAAUUUGCCCCACAGCCACCAGCUCGUGACGUAGAAGCUGGUAGGAAAUCAGUUUCAAAUGUUAUUUCAAAGCACAAGAAAACUAUGACUAAUGGUAAUCAGCUCAAAACCCAUCUACGUUGUGAGCAUCUAUCACCUGAUCCUGCUCUCAUCACCUCACGUCGAAGAAAAAGUCAUGUUAGUCAUGACAAGGUAAAGACUGGUCGUAAAUGUAAUUAUUAUGAAGCAAUUUACGAUCAAAGUGUGCGUGUUGCAUCGCAAGUUCGGCAAAGCAAUGAAAGAGAAAUAUUCGUUGACAUGCCAAGUCCUGAGGACGUGCCCGUUUUGGAAAUUAGUGUUCCUCCAGCCGUAAACUAUGACAACAGUCGCAUCUCGACACCCAGUCCAUGUUCUUCAAAGUUCAAUUCACGCAUUUCUAACCUAGAUUCGAGUCAGAAGAGAGUUCGUUUUGAUGAUGAAAUUCAGAGAAGUUACAAGUACUGUCCAGAAGCUGAUGGUAGCAAUAGUUCUGGUAGGAAUUCUCCACUACUACAUGACGCCGGUACUACAGAAGUCGAUUUUACUAACACGACAGACAUUAGUUACGAGCUCUGUAAAAAGAAGUUCCCCAUGCGUCCAUCACCUCCCAGAGGCGAUUUUUGGUGCCAGUUCUGUGGUAAGGAAUAUCCUCCAAAGGGCCACAAAUUUUGCAAUUUUUGUAAAUCUGGCAGGAACUGUUGGGCAGUGAAGGCCUAUGAAAAUUUAGUUUCUGAUGGUACCAUCGGCGUGGCUGCGUGUGGAGCGCAUGGAAGAUUAGAUGAAGAACGUCCCAGCGUCUCCUUUGAUGAAUCUUAUCGAAGAGGACCAGCUGUUCUGCCACGACCGCCCACGGCGUUGAAGCAUCAAUGCGUUCACCAGUAUCAUCAGAACUCACGGCUCUUCUUGGAGCCAACGUUUCCUGACGAACGGGGCGACAGCUCCUGCCUUUUGUGUGGUCGAAACGACACGGGCCAUCGCGUGUAUGGCAACGGAGAGCAAGCAGCAAGACAGAUGCAUCGAGACGGGAUUUCAUCAGAUGCGGCAGAUUGCGCGCGUCCAACACAACCAAGAUUGGCACACGGGGAGUCACGAACUACCACAUCGGCUAGCGGGGAUCCUCGUGAUGCUUCAGUACCAGCAAUGCCAUCGGAAAUAAACACAGAAUUCAAUUCCGGGAAGAAAUCAGUACCCAAUGAACAAGCGAAGAGCAAUAAGAGAUACAGUUUGAGGAGCGACCGGCGUACAAGUCCUAGUGGCAGUCCAUUUAACUCAAGAGACGCACCAAUUUAUAGGUUGAGUGUUGAUUACGUCAUGAAACCUCCUUAUAGUUCAACACAGUUACGCAAGUUACCGAAGCGUAACCACGCUCACUCAAUGGCUCUGCAAGACCACAUUUGAAACACGAUUUACUUUUCAGUAAAAAUGCAGGAUUGUCACUAUAAGUGAUACGUAAGGAGUUUAAUUCAUAUUGUACAUUUUCUUGCUUCGAGUCGAUGAAAAUAAAUCUUACAACCAUUACCUAGAUCGUUCUUAAUAAUAUGACAUUACGAUACGAUAUUUUCAGUGAAAGGAGAAAUGAUACGAGUUUCAUGUAUACUAAAUGUAUGUUAAUUGUUACUACACCCGAAAGAUUUGCGCUCUCUAGUACGUUUAGAACAAAAGAGUAAUAACAAGCAGCCAACUACAAAUAACUCUUCAAUCCGACAAGGACAGUCGAGCAUCUCUCCAACCAUGGAGUGUUGGAGAGAUCGUCCACUCCAUGUGUCGGAUUGAAGAGUUAUUUGUAGUUGGCUGCAUAUCAUCACAAAGCGGUAUCGAAGUCAACUUCUAUUACUAUUUUAUUCUUAAAAGACGCGGUGCAUAUCAUCACAAAGCGGUAUCGAAGUCAACUUCUAUUACUAUUUUAUUCUUAAAAGACGCGGCGUCAGCCGUUUUCUAACUGAUCUUCAAUGCUAGCUUAAUUCAUCUCAAGCGUUGCUAUUGAACUUGUUAUGGCCUCCAACAAAAUCAUCUGUAUUACCUAAAUUGAAUGUAAUGGUAAUAACUAAAAAAAUCAACUAUUUUUUAAUUACAAGUUGAAGCCAUCUUGCAACCUGGUAAAUAACUAUGAGAAGCAGAUAAAGAUAAGUAACCCUGACCGCACAUGACUGGUUAGAGCAUUCUUUGAAUUUCUAGUUUUCUAUCAUAAACGAUCACUGCCUUUCCGUUAUCCUAACACAAUUAGCGCCCAUUUUUACCUGAAUAUCACUUAUCUAUUACCUUAUCUCUAGCAGCAAAUAACUUUGGUAUUCACCAGCAAACAUGUGACUAAACGCAAAUGAAUACCUGACUUUUAAUGUAAAUUUUCCUUUGUUAUAUAAUCAUCAAAAAUCCUCUACUAGCAGAAAGUUGAAUCUAGGACCUACAUUAUUGAAUAACAAUAUCAUAUUUGUUCAACAAAAAAGUAAGAGUGUUCAAGCAAAAUAUACCUACCCA